Molecule: messenger RNA, 9043 nt
Organism: Cylas formicarius (sweet potato weevil)
Lineage: Eukaryota; Metazoa; Arthropoda; Insecta; Coleoptera; Brentidae
Gene: Glut1
Product: glucose transporter type 1
Exons: 13
Coding region: 785-3268 (827 amino acids)
Biological process (GO): monosaccharide transmembrane transport
Cellular component (GO): membrane
Molecular function (GO): hexose transmembrane transporter activity
Source: RefSeq, a predicted model, not a curated record
UAGUGAUAUCACAUGGUGAUGAAAAAUAAAAAUGAAAAAUAAUUAAUAUUUCGAAUAGGAAGAAAAUAAUGUGGGGAAAGCAGUGAAUAAAAAUGUAUUAAAUUUUACGGAAUGUCAUUUACAGUGUUGCCAUGUGUUAUUGUUAGAAUUGGCAUCCAUACAUCAGCCGGUGUUUAAAAACUACACACGGCAUGCUACAAUAUCAAUAACAAGCGCUGAUGCUAGAUCCGCGUCACCAUCCAUAUCCGUGCCCAACCGGUGAGGUCCGCUUUAAUUUUGUGGUUAGUGACGUUUAGUAAAUUGCGAACGUUAUUUCGCAGCAAAUCGCAGCAACUUUUUGCAACCUGAAAAUCGAUCGUUUCGAUUUAGACGCAACUAUUUCAAGCGAGUAAACCACGGACAAUACAAAUUGGUUAGUCUGUCGAACGGUGUUGCCAGCGCGACAACUCUUGCGCUGUUUCCGGCGGAUUUAAUGUUACCGAAAUACCUACUUUUAUAAAACGUGUUUCGUCAAGCGUAUGAUGCAUUGAAAUCGCGGGAAAUUAUAUUUCCUCGUGAUAUCAUUUUAUUUGAUGACGCAUAUGAAGGUCGAACUUGUUUUCGUGGCCAGCCGGGAUCAUACCGUAUUCACUUUCCGCGAAAACUGAUGCGGCGACGUUAAUUUCGUGUUUGACCAUAGAAAGUAGAGGUAGGUUAAUUGCAUUAAGAAGAACCCUCUUUUUACCAAUCGAAGGAGUGAUAAAUCGAAUUCGGUGUUAGAGAGUUGCGUAGUGCAGUGUCCUAAAUGGCAAACAAAAAAAAAACGCGUAUUGACGGCGUCGCUUUGGUCGCAGUUCCUCAGAUCGACAUUCGCCGAUCGACUCUGGGGCGAUGCUCGAUUCCGAUGAGACAGGGCAACACUCGCAAGUCGUCAUCAUCGGAUCAGCAGCAGCUCGUCUCUUAUCCUCCGCCAUUCGCCAGUGAUUCCGUCGACACUCUCAAUACAGGCUCUCUACAUACAGUUUCGACCGAAUUAGUCGAGGUGGAGGAGCAUGACACCGCCGGCGACGUUUCGGAUGGCGAGUCCUCAACCUGGGACACCCUCAAGCUGACCUCCCGGGGCGGCCGGGGCACGCACACACCCCCGAAGCGAACGUCGGCAAGGGGCGGCGGCAGGGGUGCCCCACGUGAUGAGACGCCGAAAGAAAUACAAGAAGACGAUGAAGCAACUCUCAGAGAGCUGCUUAUUAGCUUGCAGAAGCAGGUGAGCGUGAUGAGCAUGAAUCUGAGCGCCAAGCUGGACGAGUUGCAACGCGGCGACCGCCACUUGGAGACGACGGUGGCUCUCUGCGAGAUACGUACGCAGCUCCAGGAGCUCACCAAGUCUGUGGAGUCGUGUCAGUCGGAGGUGUCGGAGGUCAAACGCGACAUGGUUGCGAUCAAGCACGAGCUAGACACCGUGCAACAGGUCAAAGAGGAGAUCGAGGAGUUGAGGGAGUACGUCGAUCGCCUGGAGGAACACACGCACCGUCGAAAGUUGCGUUUGCUCGAACAGGGUUUGACGGCUUUCCUCUCCUACGCCAUAUUCGCCGCAGUGCUGGGCAUGUUCCAGUUCGGUUUCAACACUGGGGUGAUAAACGCGCCUCAGAGCAACAUCGAGUGGUUCAUGAAGAAUGUGUACAAGUCCCGAUACGGCGACGACCUGGGCGACGAAUGGGCCAAAACGUUGUACUCGGUGGUGGUAUCGAUUUUCGCUAUUGGCGGUAUGGUCGGUGGUUUCAGCGGCGGAAUGGUCGCCGACAAAUUCGGAAGGAAAGGCGGUCUACUCCUCAACAACGUCCUCGGGAUAACCGGGGGUAGUUUAAUGUGGUGCGCCAAAGUGGCCAACUCAUACGAAAUGCUCUUCUUCGGGAGGUUUAUCAUUGGAGUCAAUUGCGGGCUGAACACAUCCCUCGUUCCCAUGUAUAUAUCCGAAAUAUCCCCCCUGAACCUUCGCGGCGGAUUGGGUACCGUGAACCAGCUCGCCGUCACUUUGGGUCUGUUACUGUCGCAAGUCCUCGGCAUCGAGCAAAUCCUGGGCACGAACGACGGCUGGCCACUGCUCCUCGGUCUGGCGGUCGUUCCCGCCUUGCUGCAGUUGGUACUGCUGCCCGUGUGCCCGGAGAGUCCCCGUUACCUACUGAUCACUAAACAGUGGGAGGAAGAGGCGAGGAGAGCACUGAGCCGCCUAAGAGCCAGCAAUCGGGUGGAGGAGGAUAUCGACGAGAUGCGCGCUGAGCAGCAUGCGCAGCAAGCGGAGGCCUCGAUCAGCAUGGUUGAGCUGAUUUGCUCGCCCACGCUGCGCACGCCUCUGAUCAUCGGCAUCGUGAUGCAGCUCUCGCAGCAGUUGUCCGGGAUCAACGCGGUGUUUUACUACUCAACCGACCUGUUUGAGUCGUCGGGCCUGACCCCGGAGAGUGCCAAGUUCGCGACGAUCGGUAUCGGGGUGAUUAUGACCGUGAUGACGUUGUUCUCCAUCCCGCUGAUGGACCGGAUGGGUCGGAGGACGCUCCACCUCUACGGAUUGGGGGGGAUGUUUAUAUUUUCGAUAUUUAUCACCAUUUCGUUUCUGAUAAAGGAGUUUUUCGGGUAUGUGCAGGAAAUGAUCGAUUGGAUGUCGUACUUGUCGGUCGUGUCGACGCUCUUCUUCGUGAUGUUCUUCGCGAUGGGCCCCGGCUCCAUACCCUGGAUGAUCACUGCCGAAUUAUUCUCCCAAGGACCCAGACCCGCGGCCAUGUCUAUCGCCGUCCUCAUCAACUGGCUAGCCAACUUCCUCGUCGGUAUCGUUUUCCCUAGCAUGAAGAACUUCCUCGAAAACUACACGUUCCUGCCGUUUAGCUUCUUCCUGGCGCUGUUCUGGAUAUUCACGUACAAGAAGGUACCCGAAACCAAAAACAAGACCUUCGAAGAGAUCCUCGCGCUGUUCCGACACGGAGACGUCGGUUACAGUUUUCGAGACAGUCGAUUGUACGGGAGUAUGUUAAAUUGCGUGAACGCCCUUGAGCAACACCUGCCCGUUACGGAACAGUCGGGACUUGUCGUGACCGAGGAAAAAACCCAGCAGGAAUCAUUUUAUAAUCCGUUUGAGAGACGCACACAUAAAACAACAUACAAUCCCAGAAGACACUCGUCUUAUUACGGCUCAAUAUCAGCGGGUUCGGAGCGGUCUUCCCGCGCGGGGGACACGACGACGUCGUCGCAGCCCCCGCCGCCCCUGCCACCGCCACGGUUCCCGAACAGCGCCGUUUGACAAUGGGAAAGUCUCAACAUCGCCUCGUUCAGCUUGUUACCCCUUCCGACACCCCUGUUAGCCAUCGAAGACCACCUAGUGGAGAUCAUCUUGGAACGGAGCAAGGCGUGCGCCACCUAUCUCCGUCACAGUUUUAAAAGACCGCAGAGACACUGAUAACGGGAUACGCGGCGUGGCCGCACCCUUCGGUCCGAGUGCGUUUAGAUAGACCUUUCGACCCGAGGUUUCGUAUGGCCUUAAUAUGCUCAGUUUACUUUAUAAAAAAAUACGAUGUUAAUACGCCACUAGUGCCGUAGUUACCGUUUGAAGAGUUAACGCACUGACUUUACACACGUUAAGACGCUAAUUAAACAAAAGUGGCCCGAAGUAUGCCUAAAAACGACGGAUUAUCAAUAAACUGCAUCGUCCGCUCGUAUUCCGGACGUAUUUAUUACGGUUCGCUUACUUUUUUUAUUCCUAUAAGCUCUUGCAUGCAUGCACCCGAAACUGUCGCCGUAGUAGCUAUUUUGGUUUUUUCUUAAAUGAGAGGCGGAAGACCCAAUAAGAUUCAGUAUUUCCCAUCUCACUAUGUUACCGUUUACGAAGCACUCAGCUACCUAUACUUACGCUACGUCUUUUCGUUGUUCUACCACACUAACUUGUGUUUGAACGCGUGUCAUUAUAAACAGUAAAUCUAAAAGAAAAUACUUUUUUAAGAAAAGUCGCAAGUUUUACGCGCCUCUAGUUUUGCAAUGUCACUAUCAAGUUAUCUUGCGUAUUGUAUAUGUUAUCUUAGGUUAGGUACCUAAUAGACUGACAAGUACAUAUUUAUUUUCGUUUACAAGGCAGCAAUUCAUUUUUAUUUGGUCUUUAAUUUCCUGUUGGGAAGGAAUAAACUCUAGUCCGUAUAUACAAUUUGAUAACCAGUUUUACCGGAAAUUCUACACAAAGUUGCUGACAAUUUGUAUACAAUACUUGAAAAUAAAAAUUAUGUUGGCAAAUUGCAACAUAAAAAAUAAAAUUUACAUUUCCAUAACUUUUUAAACUGGUAUUAAAAUAUACAUAUGAAUGAUCGUCCACAUUUUUGGAUAGAGAGCUGAUUGUUUGGUAAGCUUUCAAAUUUUCUAAUCGAAUCUAGGGUGUUUCCUAGCAGCCUCUCUGUAUGCGUGGAUCUACGGUGCAUGUAUACCCGAAAAUUUAUUAAUUCGUUUCGCUAAUCCAGCUUGCCCUUCAGUCCGUUUAAUUUACGAACUAUGGACAUUUGAAAAGAUAAACGCAAAAUAUAAUAUUUGUUCGUUGCUUCCUUUUUUUCACGUAUAAAAUUACCACGAACCAACUCACAAAUGUUCCAUGGGCAUUAUUUUUCUUUUCGUAUCUAAGCUUUGGACAGAACGGUGUCUAAAGUUUCGUUCGUAAAUUAAACUGGCCUUGGACCAUGUCUGUUCGUAUGCCGUGGUUUAUAUUCUAAAAAUGACACUGCCAACCCGAUUUACCAUGCGGACAGACAUGCGCGAAGAUUCCGUAUAAAUAUAUGUAUUUAGUAAUUAAAAAAAACCUUUGGAAGAACGUUUCUUCGAACGAACACUCGUAACAAAUGUUCGCUUUGAUUCAGAAGCCAAACACGGACUGUUAAACGGAUUUUGUUAGAUACUAGGUAUAACGAUUAUGAUUGUUAAUUUUUAAAACGCUCAAUUUUGAUAUAUUUUAAAUCACGCACGAUCACGAAUUCGCCUGGUGUAGGAAUUGAGCAAAGAAUCGCGGAUCCUUAAAAUUUGACGCGUCCAUGUUUAAAAUCAAAUGACGUGUGGUUUUGUUUUCGGACGUUUUGAUGUAGUUCUGCCAGGCCCGUCGUAAGUGAAACAUGGAAGUUACCCCGCGAGACAUCUUUAAUUAAUAUGGACUCGUUUAGGUAGUGUUUUUUUCAGUUUUUAUGAAAAAUCGCUAUUCGACUUAUUGUAUUUAUUAUUAUAUACACUGAGGACGGAGGUAUGUAAAUAACAUGCGAAAAAAAAUCGGAUUGGGAUUUGCGAAGUUGCCUAUAACGAGAAAGCGACAAUAUCAUUGUUAAAAAUUCACUGCCAUGCGUUGGAUAACACACUUGUAUUCCGUCUUCAAAGCUUCUACGCUUUUUUCCGGCAUAAAUUAAGGUCGUCCGUUUAUAACUAUUCCAAAUUAUUUCUUUUUUCCUUGUGAUGAUCACAACAGGGGUCUGGAAAAUUAGGGUAUUUUUGGACAGUUAGACGUAAACUACCGGUAAAUAUUUGAGGUUAUAAUCUUGGUUGUUCUUUACGACUCCAAACUAAACUAAAACCACCACGGGAACAAUUAACUUUGAUGCAUUAUUUUUGCUGUCUAAGAAUUUUUAUAAAGAUCCCACUGUUAAAAUAAACUUUCCAAUUAAAUUGAAGCACUUACCUGAUUGACAUUUAUAAGUCCGCAAAGAACGGUUUAUCGUCGGAAAGGGUCUUUUAAUAACCGGUAGUUCGCAUUUAAUCUCUUAAUUAAUUAGGGUGACCAAAUGUACUCCUUCUAGAAGUAUACGGUGCGUGUUCUUUGUAAAUUCAAGCUCAAAAACUGGCUACGUCGUCUUAUUUACCAUAAGUUAAAAUUACAAUAUUGAUUUUAAUUUCUAUUUCAAGUUUUAUGUUAUGGUUUUAGUUUAACGCGUUCUCACUUCUGGAGAAUAUCAAAAAGAAGCCUGAUAAUUUAACCUGUUGUGUUGUGAUCGUUAUCAUUAUUUCAUCGAAAUUUUAAAACCUGGUUGUAAGCUGUAAGCAAAACUUCGAGUUUAGGGAAACAUUGCAUAUGGCGUACGUUUGUUCCUGCCCGGUUCCAUUAAAGUUAAUUUUGGUUAGUUCGGUUAAAAUAUUGAUUAGUAUAUUGGUUAAUUGAAUUGCGAAAUGCUUUGAAAUUGAUUUCACUGUAUAUGUUAACAUAUUCCGAUGAUGAUAUGGAUUAGGCCAGUCUCUUUCAUUACGAAGGUAUCCUUCAGGAAUUUUGGAUUAUAGUGUUUGUAUAUUUGCAAGAUAUUUAGCAGUCGUGGCCAUUAGAAGGAAAAGUAACCAAAACUUUGCCAAUAGCAGUAAAAAAACCUACAAAACUUUAUCAUUGCGCGUUUUAUGCUUAGACCUUUAUUGGAUUUAUGGUUUCAGUUUAUCCAAUCUUUGUGGUAUAAAAUUAACAACCAUAUAUUAUAGUCGUAAUUAUACCCAUUUGUAAUGUCAUGCUGGUUGGGAAAAACGUAUGUUGGGCAAAAAUAUCAUGUUACCUUGAGAAUAUUAAUUUCAUUUUUAAAGUUAGUAAUACAUUUAAAAUUCUAUCUCAUCUCAUUAUACGUCUUGUUAUCCUUCUCUCGGCGUUAUUCAAAACUCUUUGAAAAAUUGUCAUGGAUAUUUCACAUAAACUUCAAUAAAUGUAUAUAAAAAAUGAAUAACAUUUCGACAUUCAUUUUUUUCACCGCUAUUUGGAUUAUAUUAAAAAAGAUAAACAAAAAUGACGUCAUUACAAAUGGGAAUAAUACCGUCUUUAAUUACAUACAUAUUUACGUUUCGUUUUAGAUUUUUGUUGUGCUAUGGACAGAAGUUGUGUUCAAGCAAACCAAGUUUUGCAACAGGAGUUGUUGUCCAACACUAUUUCCUAAAAAAAGUUGUAUAGUUUCUAGAGUUCUACUUUAUAUAAGACAUUUGGUCACCCUAUAUUAAUUCCAAAUAUGAAAAACGAUGUCGGUUGGCUUUAAAAAUAUGGCUGUACAUAUAAGCUAUAUAUUUACUAAUAAUAAUUAUCUACUGAUGUGCAUGGCAUUUUCGCAAACGCCCGCGGAUCCACGAUUAUUCUAAAAUGUAAUGGGUACAACUAUUUGUUUCGAUUAGGUAAUGAAAGCUCAAAGUAUUUUGGGUGAUGUCUCUAUAUAAAGUUAACCUAAGUAUAGUUAACGGUUAUUAUUACUCCCACGUAUUUUGUAAUGAUACAAAAUGUAAAUAACACAAUAUGUUGCUUAUAAUGACGAUUUUCAAGUUUCGUUCGUUAUGUAGUUUCCGUUGACAAAGUGUUUAGAGGCAUAUUUAUCCCCUUUUGCAUAUUUGUCCGCGUCGGUGCACCAAAAAAGCAUAUGCAUAAUAAACAAAUCUUCAAAUUAAAAAAGGCUUUCUGACGCACCAAGACGUUUAAUUUUACACCAACGUGCUAACAAAUGGCGCCAUUGAAACCGUUUUCUGUUCAACCAGAUUCGUCAAACACUUUUCUGCUUGCGCUUCAGCGACAAUAAAUAGUUGGUUUACUGACGUACUCAACGAUGAAAAAUACAAUGGUCUGUGGCGGUCGCCAACGAGCAAAACUUGAAGCUUCUGUGAGAGGGAUUCGAAAUUAUUUACGGUGUGAUUGUAUGUGAUCCGAUAAAUAUGCCUUAUGAUUGACUGUUUUUAUAAUUAAAUCUUUAUUGUUAAGUUACGACAUGAAUUAUUAAUACUGUGUUUAAAAAAAAAAAAACUUAACCGUAAGUGAAUCAACAUAGGAGCAGUAGAGCGGUAUACAUAUUAUAUGUUUACGACAAUUACUAAAGAAAACUAAACAGUAUCGAAUAAAUUAAAUGAGAAACUACUAGCACCAAUUGAGGUUGGGCCCUGUUGGUGUGGCGUUUCAUAGAAAAAGUUAUCGUUAGUGUUCGUUUCUCGGAUUGUUUUAACGUUCCGUUAUGUAAUUUCACCCUAGAUUCGCUACGGUCGGCACACGUGUAAGAUAUAUAGCGUAAUACGUUAUUUUGUGUUUUAGACUUCGAAAUAAAUAAUAAAAUUCGUAGUUCAAUAUUAGUGGAAAACUAACCACAUAAAGGAAUAACCCCAUCGAAUUUUAGUUGUAUACCAUAUAUGUAUGACACGUUUUCACAAUUGAAGCACUUUUAUUAUCCUCAUGUUGAAAUCCCCGUGCACUCAAAUACCUAGAACCAUUAUUAUCGGCUCGAAGGGCGUUAAUAAUAAGUACUAAGUUGUUUUUUUUUGUUUGGACUUCUUAUAAUUAGGCGUCACAAAUCGAUAAUAGUAUGUAUCAGCAAAAACUUUAUAGUCAAUUAGAUAUGUCGUAGACAGUAAAGAUUAUAGCUGUAAUUUUGCGAACUGUACGAUUAUAGUAAUAAUGGGCCUAAAGAUGGCGCCACGUACUAAACAGGGCGAACUUCAAAGCAAACGGAGCAAAAAUGAUUAUUCUAAAUGUACAUAUUGUUAAAUAAUUUAAACUACAAAGUAAGCGUACUAAAUAAUUCUAAGUUGAUUUCGUUCGAAAAUCGUUUAUUUGUGUAAAAAUAUUAUGAAUCGCGAAUAUGUAUGUUUAUAAUUUUGGGAUAAAAAUUUAUGUGACAUUCUCUGUAGAUAUAUUGUUUCGGGUUAUUCAAAAUUAUUGAGAGUACGGGGUUACGUUCCUCUCUAGCAAAUGAAAAUUUGGCAUGUAUUUUGCGUCAAAUGGUCAAUAAUUUCUUAUGUUUAAGGUCCUGUUUGCACUCUGAUUAUUGCGUCACCACAAUUGCAUAAACGAAUAUAUAGUGACAGUCAAUUCUUAACUUCUACCGGCUUUCAAUUUUUCGUUUAAAUUUCCGCGUUUUUUUUAAUUCUAAUAUAGGGUUUUCUAAAGCGCCAACAGGACUGGUGUAGGUACUUUUUAUUUGGUAAAAGUGAUGAAAACACGAGCGACUCGAGAUGUAAGAACCUGUUUGAAAGUUUUAUUGAUUAGUUAGGUUUAGAACUAUGUUAAUUAAUGACUAUGAAAAAUUACGAAACAUGUAAAGUUUCCUGAAUGCAAUAAAAUUCU